This is a messenger RNA of Ilex paraguariensis (yerba mate), 1070 nucleotides long. NCBI's taxonomy places the organism in Eukaryota, Viridiplantae, Streptophyta, Magnoliopsida, Aquifoliales, Aquifoliaceae. The record is from the annotation of a GenBank genome assembly.
AUGGAGAGAUAUGAGGAUUUGAAAGACAUAGGGUCUGGGAACUUUGGUGUUGCCAAGCUUGUGAGGGAUAAAUUCACUGGUGAGCUUUAUGCUGUCAAGUAUAUAGAGAGAGGCCAGAAGAUUGAUGAGCAUGUGCAGAGGGAAAUCAUGAACCACAGGUCCUUGAAGCACCCCAAUAUAAUUAGAUUCAAGGAGGUAAUAAUUCAACCAUUUUGGCCCUAUGUAAGUGUUAUUUUUCUCUCCACUUGUAGGAUAUCAUCAGUAAGAGGUCAAUCAAAAGGAAGGUUGUUUCUAUUUUAUUUUAUAAUUUGGUUUGUACCCUAAAAAGAAAGGCUUUGUAAAGUUAUUUUCUGCUGGAUAUGUUAAAAUUCAGGUUCAUUUUCUGAUGUGUUAGUUCUCUGCUUUACUAUAUUCACAAACCUUUUUUCUUUUUUUCCUUUCUUUUUAUUUUUACUGAAAAUAGCAUAGGAGAUAGAGCAAGAGUAUCUAGACUAGAAUUUAGUCCCAGUAUGUUAUAUAAUUGUUGAUGUAAAGUAAAAUUUGCGUUUGGGUUACUCCUAUGAAUCAGAUACCCAUCUGCAACUGAGAUGAAUUGUCCGAUUUCAGCUUGAUUCAUACUAUUUGUUACAUGAAUGGCAAAAGUGAUAGACUAUCAGUCGCUUUAAGAAUUUUCCAACUCUUUAUAAAGCGAUUCUAAAUAUAAACAGGACAAUACUUAAGUGUUCUUCCUCACUAUUAGAAAUGUAAUUUUUUGGUUUAAUUUCACAGGCGGCAAAAACAAGGCCUAAAGAAAGAAGAAAUGAAUUGGUGUGAUAAAUUAUGUACGAGAGUCCUCAAAGUUGUUGAUUUGGUGGAUGAAUCAAUACCAACUCAUAAACUAAAAAUAGAUUGUGUCAACGUAAAAUAAAUUUCAACUUAGUUGACACACUUUCUAAUCCUCUACUAUUAGACAACAGCAAGUUGUGCCGCAUUUGCUCUUGCUUCAUAAAUGACGACUUAGGUGAACGAGUUAUUGCUAUGCAGGUCUUGCUAACACCAACUCAUCUAGCCAUUGUCAUGGAAUAUGCUGC